UAGAGCUAGCCACAUAGACUCACUUACAUCGAGAGGAUUAAGUUUGCGUGUGUGCGAGAGAGAAAGGGAGAGAGAGAUUGCGAGAGAGAGUAACUAAUUAAGGAGAGAAAUGGAGGCUUUCCCAGUUGUUGACUUGAGCCAAAUUAAUGGUGAAAAGAGAGAAGCUACCAUGGAGAAGAUAAAUGAUGCUUGUGAGAAUUGGGGUUUCUUUGAGUUGGUGAACCAUGGGAUAUCUCAUGAGCUGAUGGAUACUGUGGAGAAGCUGACAAAGGAGCACUACAAAAAGUGCAUGGAGCAAAGGUUUAAGGAAAUGGUCGCAAGCAAAGGCCUUGAAGCUGUCCAGUCUGAAAUCCAUGACUUGGACUGGGAAAGCACCUUCUUCUUGCGCCACCUUCCUGUCUCUAACAUAUCCCAAAUCCCUGACCUUGAUGAAGAUUACAGGAAGGUCAUGAAAGAAUUUGCAGUGGAAUUAGAGAAACUAGCUGAGCAACUUCUGGACUUGCUGUGUGAGAAUCUUGGGUUGGAGAAGGGUUAUCUGAAGAAGGCUUUCUAUGGAUCGAAGGGACCAAACUUUGGGACAAAGGUCAGCAACUACCCUCCUUGCCCCAAACCAGACCUGAUCAAGGGCCUCCGGGCCCACACCGAUGCAGGUGGCAUCAUCCUACUCUUCCAAGAUGACAAGGUCAGCGGCCUCCAGCUCCUCAAGGAUGGUCAAUGGAUUGAUGUUCCUCCAAUGCACCACUCCAUUGUCAUCAACUUGGGUGACCAACUUGAGGUGAUCACUAAUGGGAAAUACAAGAGUGUGAUGCACCGUGUGAUAGCGCAGCCGGAUGGUACCAGAUUGUCCAUAGCCUCAUUCUACAACCCAGGUGAUGAUGCUUUUAUCUGCCCAGCACCAGCAUUGCUGGAAAAAGAAACUGAGAAAAUCUCAGCCUACCCCAAAUUUGUGUUUGAUGAUUACAUGAAGCUCUAUUCUGGCCUCAAAUUCCAAGCCAAGGAACCAAGAUUUGAAGCCAUGAAGGCCAUGGAAUCCACCGUUAAUUUGGACCCUGUUGCAACUGUCUGAGCUGUCCGAUGGAUGACAAUAAAAUAAUUAAAAUUGGGUGUGUGGUUUUGUGUGCUAGUAGUAGUUGGUGUUCUAAAUAAAGCUGUUGGGAGGAGAAGUUUGGGUUUUAUUUUAAAUUUUGUAUGUUUUAUUUCCUCCUUGCCUGGUGGAAUUCAUAGUUAUGAGCUUAGCUUGGGAGUUGGGAGUAGUAGUUCCCAUCCCAUGGUGUGGUGUUUAGUGUUUAUGAUGUGGAUGAAGUAUACUGUUAUAGAAAGUAACCAACCAUAUCUGAUCUGCAUAACUGUUUCUGUAAUUGAAAACAAUAUAUAAAUACAAAUGAUUAGAUGCCAAAAACUUGAGGGACCCA
Molecule: messenger RNA, 1412 nt
Organism: Prunus mume (Japanese apricot)
Lineage: Eukaryota; Viridiplantae; Streptophyta; Magnoliopsida; Rosales; Rosaceae
Product: 1-aminocyclopropane-1-carboxylate oxidase 1
Source: RefSeq, a predicted model, not a curated record